Molecule: messenger RNA, 182 nt
Organism: Racocetra fulgida
Lineage: Eukaryota; Fungi; Glomeromycota; Glomeromycetes; Diversisporales; Gigasporaceae
Source: the annotation of a GenBank genome assembly
GCAAAAAGAUUUUUCACCACGCAAUCCAAGUGCAGUGCUUCAAAUAGCAUAUAUUCAUAAUUGUGCUAAAUUAUGCAACCUGCAUAUAGAUAACGGUAAUAUAGUAAAUAUGCAAUGUUCUGAUGGAUUUGUACCAUUUGGAGGUCAUCUUGAAAUUCCGAAUGGCAAAAAGCGGAACUUAC